Messenger RNA from Paramecium tetraurelia, 1941 nucleotides. RefSeq lists its product as uncharacterized. The record is from RefSeq and is a predicted model, not a curated record. Gene Ontology annotation, molecular function: GTPase activity; GTP binding. Gene Ontology annotation, cellular component: cytosol; ribonucleoprotein complex. Lineage: Eukaryota; Ciliophora; Oligohymenophorea; Peniculida; Parameciidae. The transcript has 3 exons.
AUGCUAAGAACACUAAGACAGUUUAGUUCUAUUUUUCAUAAAGUUCCUGUAAGAUUGUUUUCAGGUGCAGUUGAAGUUGCUCCCAAAGAUGAUGUAUUAAAAAUCUUGCAUUCAGAGUCAAGAGACAUUUUCAGAAAUGUGGCCAUCAUAGCCCAUGUUGACCAUGGAAAAACAACUCUUGUUGAUGCUUUAUUACGAGCUAGUGGGUGUGCAAAUGAAUAUGAUUCAAUGGACAGUAAUGCAUUGGAGAAAGAAAAGGGAAUCACCAUUCUAUCUAAGGUAACCGGAGUUACUUUUGGAGGAAACAAAAUAAAUAUCGUGGACACACCAGGACAUUAAGAUUUCGGAGGAGAAGUAGAGAGAAUUAUGUCAAUGGUUGAUGGUGUAUGUUUAUUAGUUUGUGCAACUGAAGGACCUAUGGCUUAAACUAGAUUUGUCUUAUAAAAGGCCUUGCAAUCCAAUUUGAAACCAAUUGUCAUCAUCAAUAAAGUAGAUAGGCCAUCAGCUAGACCAGUAGAAGUCGAACAUGAAAUUUUCAAUUUGUUUUGUGAUUUGGAGGCUCCAAGCGAAUCACUUGAAUACCCCUUGUAUUUUUGUUCAGGCAAAGAAGGUUGGGUCAGAAAAGGCUCCAUGGAAGCAGAAAAACAAGGAUUAGAAGAUGUAUUGGAAACCAUCAUAGAAACAAUUCCACCUCCCUAAAUAGGAACUGAAAGCAAUUUCAAAAUGUUGGUUUCUUAAUAAGAGAGUCAUCCUUACUAUGGCAAAAUAGUUAUUGGUAAAAUUCAUCAAGGAGAAGUCAAACUCAAUGAUAGAGUCUUGGCAGUUGACUAAUAAGGAAAAUUGGUUGAAACUGCUAAGGUGUUGAAAAUAUUAAGAAGAUAUGGAAUGUAACAAUUAGAAAUGGCAAGAGCUGUUGCUGGAGAUAUUGUCUAAGUAGCAGGAUUUACUAAUGCUAUUGUUACCAACACUUUAAACGAAAUGGGAAAAAAUGAAGUGAUUCCAUCCAUCCCCAUUGAUCCACCUAUGAUUUCAAUAUCUAUUGGAGUGAAUACUGGUCCUUUAGCAGGUAAAGAAGGAACCAGACUCAACGCUUAACAAAUUAAGGAAAGACUGAUGAGAGAAGGAUAAAGUGAUGUUGCAUUAUAAGUGAUGGUUAAAGAUAAAACAGAUGACAAUGCUUGUGUGUAAUUGCUAGGAAGAGGAGAUCUUCAUUUGGCUAUAUUACUUGAAAAUAUGAGAAGAGAGGGAUUUGAAAUGCAAGUUUCACCCCCUUAAAUUGUUACUAAGAAGUGUCCAGACACUGGCAAAACCUUGGAACCAAUGGAGAAAGUGACCAUUGAAAUUGAUUAACAAUACAUGACUGGGCUAAUUGAUAAAAUGUCAUAGAGAAAAGCUAUUUAUGAAGAUUGCAUUAACAUUGAUAAAACCAGAGUUAAGUUAAUAUUCUCAGCACCAACUAGAGGUUUAGUAGGUCUGAGAGCAGAGUUAAUUAAUGAUACCAGAGGAACUGCUAUUAUGUAAUAACAAUUCUUAGGCUACUAAGAAUAUAGAGGAGUCUUAAAAAAGAAUUUAAAGGGAGCUAUUAUCUCGAUGGCUGCUGGAGUUUGUCAAGGAUAUGCUCUUGAAGACCUUCAAAAAUUUGGACCAUUAUUUGUCAAACCUGGAUCCAAAGUUUAUGUUGGCUAAGUCAUCGGAGAACACAAGUUAGAAUAAGAUAUUGAAGUCAAUCCAAUCAGAGAAAAGAAGUUAACUAAUGUUAGAACAGUGUUGGCUGAUGAAAAGAUCAGUUUGUUUCCUCCCAGGACUUUCACUCUAGAAGAUGUCAUUGCUUACAUUAGGGAUGAUGAAUUAGUCGAAGUCACUCCAAAGGAUCUCAGAAUUAGAAAAAAAGAACUAGAUUCUACCCUUAGAAAAACAUAGCGUAAAAGCCAAUAAAAAUGA